Messenger RNA from Saccharomyces eubayanus, 1143 nucleotides. It is a transcript of the gene PMI40, whose product is annotated as mannose-6-phosphate isomerase PMI40. Gene Ontology annotation, cellular component: cytosol. Gene Ontology annotation, biological process: carbohydrate metabolic process; GDP-mannose biosynthetic process. Gene Ontology annotation, molecular function: mannose-6-phosphate isomerase activity; zinc ion binding. The record is from RefSeq and is a predicted model, not a curated record. The transcript has a single exon. The coding region runs from base 1 to 1143 and encodes 380 amino acids. NCBI's taxonomy places the organism in Eukaryota, Fungi, Ascomycota, Saccharomycetes, Saccharomycetales, Saccharomycetaceae.
AUGGGUACUCACAGCAAGAUGCCAUCAUACAACCACGAGUCCAAGGAAUCCUUGAUAGAUAUCAUCUCCAAGGACCCUUCUGCCAUGUUGGGUAAGGAAAUCAUCGACAAGUUCCAUGCCACAAACGAAUUGCCUUUCCUUUUUAAGGUCUUGUCCAUCGGGAAAGUCUUGUCCAUCCAGGCUCAUCCCGAUAAGACCUUGGGUAAAAUGCUGCACGCUCAAGACCCCAAGAACUACCCAGACGAUAACCAUAAACCUGAAAUGGCUAUUGCCGUCACCGACUUCGAAGGGUUCUGCGGGUUCAAACCAUUGCAAGAAAUUGCUGAUGAAUUGAAACGUAUUCCUGAAUUACACAGCAUUGUGGGUGAUGAAACUUCCCAAGAAUUUAUCAAUGGUAUUGACACGUCUGCUCAAAAGGGUUCUCCAGAAGACGAGCAAAACAAAAAGCUUUUGCAAGCUGUCUUCAGUAAAGUAAUGAACGCCUCAGACGACGAAAUCAAGGUUCAGGCCCGCUCCUUGGUUGAAAGAUCGAAAAAUUCACCUUCUGACUUCAAUAAGUCUGAUUUACCAGAGCUAAUUCAAAGACUAAACAAGCAAUUCCCAGAUGAUGUAGGUCUAUUCUGUGGGUGUUUGUUGUUGAACCAUUGCAGAUUGAAAGCAGGUGAAGCUAUCUUCCUAAGAGCCAAGGAUCCUCACGCCUAUAUCAGUGGUGAUAUUAUGGAAUGUAUGGCCGCUUCCGAUAACGUGGUUAGAGCAGGCUUCACUCCAAAGUUCAAAGACGUCAAGAACUUGGUUUCUAUGCUAACCUACACCUAUGAUCCUGUUGAAAAGCAGAAAAUGCAACCUUUAAAAUUCGACAGAUCUUCCGGCUGUGGUAAGUCUAUUUUAUAUAACCCCCCAAUCGAAGAAUUUGCCGUCUUGGAGACUACUUUUGAUGGCAAGCUUGGUCAAAGACAUUUUGAAGGUGUUGACGGCCCAAGUAUCUUGAUCACUACAAAGGGUAAUGGUUACAUCAAGGCUGAUGGCCAAAAGUUGAAAGCCGAACCUGGCUUUGUAUUCUUCAUUGCUCCACAUUUGCCCGUUGAUUUAGAAGCAGGAGAUGAAGCUUUUACUACUUACAGAGCCUUUGUCGAACCAAAUUAG